Messenger RNA from Perognathus longimembris pacificus (Pacific pocket mouse), 2965 nucleotides. RefSeq names its product thrombospondin 4 (gene Thbs4). The record is from RefSeq and is a predicted model, not a curated record. The transcript is spliced from 21 exons. Gene Ontology annotation, molecular function: calcium ion binding. NCBI's taxonomy places the organism in Eukaryota, Metazoa, Chordata, Mammalia, Rodentia, Heteromyidae. Gene Ontology annotation, biological process: cell adhesion. The coding region runs from base 186 to 2798 and encodes 870 amino acids. Gene Ontology annotation, cellular component: extracellular region.
UCUUUGACCUUCUGCUGUCCUCCAGCCAGAGGCUGAACCCUGCUGCUCUGAGACCAGUCCUGACAGACCCCACCCUGAGUGAGCUCUAUGUGAUCUCCACCUUCAAGCUGCAGACUAAAAGCUCAGCCACCAUCUUUGGACUCUAUUCCUCAUCGGACAAUAGCAAAUAUUUCGAAUUUACUGUAAUGGGACGCUUAAAUAAAGCCAUCCUCCGUUACUUAAAGGAUGAUGGGAAGAUCUAUUUGGUGGUUUUCAACAACCUACAGCUGGCUGACGGGAAACGACACAGGAUCCUCCUGAGGUUGACCAAUUUGCAGCGAGGGGCAGGCUCGGUAGAGCUCUAUGUGGACUGCACCCAAGUGGAUUCCAUUCAGAAUCUUCCCAGAGCCUUUUCUGGUCUCUCUCAGAAUCCUGAGUCUAUUGAACUGAGGACUUUCCAAAGAAAGGCACAGGACUUCUUGGAAGAGCUGAAGCUGGUGGUGAGGGGCUCACUGUUCCAGGUAGCCAGCCUGCAAGAUUGCUUCCUGCAGCAGAGUGAACCACUGGCCACCACAAGCACAGGAGACUUUAAUCGACAGUUCUUGGGUCAAAUGACACAACUAAACCAGCUACUUGCAGAGGUGAAAGAUCUUCUAAGACAGCAGGUCAAGGAAACAUCGUUUUUACGAAACACCAUUGCUGAAUGCCAGGCCUGUGGUCCUCUCAGCUUUCAAUCCCCCACCCCAAACGCACUGGUCCCCCCAGCACCCCCGGCACCUCCGACGCGGCCUCCACGCCGGUGUGACUCCAACCCAUGUUUCCGAGGUGUCCGAUGUACUGACACCAGAGAUGGCUUCCAGUGUGGGCCCUGCCCCGAGGGCUACACAGGAAACGGCAUCGUCUGCUCUGACGUUGAUGAGUGUAAAUACCAUCCCUGCUACCCAGGUGUACGCUGUGUGAACUUGGCUCCUGGCUUCCGGUGUGACGCCUGCCCUGUGGGCUUCACAGGACCCAUGGUGCAGGGGGUUGGAAUCAACUUCGCCAAAUCAAACAAGCAGGUGUGUGCUGAUGUGGAUGAGUGUCGCAACGGAGCAUGCGUUCUCAAUUCUAUAUGUAUUAACACGUUGGGAUCUUAUCGCUGUGGGCCUUGCAAACCUGGGUACACUGGUGAUCAGACAAGAGGAUGCAAAACAGAAAGAAACUGCAGAAAUCCAGAACUGAACCCUUGUAGUGUGAAUGCACGAUGCAUUGAAGAGCGGCAGGGGGAUGUCACAUGUGUGUGUGGAGUUGGUUGGGCUGGUGAUGGCUACGUCUGCGGAAAGGACGUGGACAUUGACAGUUACCCUGAUGAAGAACUUCCAUGCUCUGCCAGGAACUGCAAAAAGGACAACUGCAAGUAUGUACCAAACUCUGGCCAAGAAGAUGCAGAUGGAGAUGGUGUUGGAGAUGCUUGUGAUGAGGACGCUGAUGGCGAUGGGAUUCUAAAUGAACAGGAUAAUUGUGUCCUGACCCACAAUGUGGACCAAAGGAACAGCGAUAAAGACAUCUUUGGGGAUGCCUGUGACAACUGCAGGACUGUCCUAAAUAACGACCAGAGAGACACCGAUGGGGACGGCAAAGGAGAUGCCUGUGACGACGACAUGGACGGGGAUGGAAUAAAAAAUAGCUUCGAUAAUUGCCCCAAAGUCCCCAAUCGUGACCAGCGCGACAAGGAUGGUGACGGCGUUGGGGAUGCCUGUGACAGCUGCCCUGAUAUCAGCAACCCAAACCAGUCGGAUGUGGAUAAUGAUCUGGUUGGGGACUCCUGUGACACUAAUCAGGACAGUGAUGGAGAUGGCCACCAGGACAGCACAGACAACUGCCCCACCGUCAUUAACAGUGCCCAGCUGGACACGGAUAAGGAUGGAAUUGGUGAUGAGUGUGAUGAUGAUGACGACAAUGAUGGCAUCCCCGACCUGGUGCCCCCUGGCCCAGACAACUGCCGGCUCGUCCCCAACCCAUCCCAGGAGGAUAGCAACAGGGAUGGGGUAGGAGACGUCUGUGAGAGUGACUUCGACCAAGAUCACAUCAUCGAUCGGAUUGACGUCUGUCCAGAGAAUGCUGAGAUCACCCUGACAGACUUCAGGGCCUACCAGACUGUCGUCCUGGAUCCCGAAGGGGAUGCCCAGAUCGACCCCAACUGGGUGGUCCUGAACCAGGGCAUGGAGAUCGUGCAGACCAUGAAUAGCGAUCCUGGCCUGGCAGUGGGGUACACUGCUUUUAAUGGCGUUGACUUUGAAGGCACCUUCCAUGUGAAUACCCAGACAGAUGAUGACUAUGCAGGCUUUAUCUUUGGUUACCAAGAUAGCUCCAGCUUCUACGUGGUCAUGUGGAAGCAGACAGAACAGACAUACUGGCAAGCCACACCGUUCCGAGCUGUUGCAGAGCCUGGCAUUCAGCUCAAGGCUGUGAAGUCUAAGACAGGCCCCGGGGAGCACCUCCGGAACUCCCUGUGGCACACAGGGGACACCAGCGACCAAGUCCGGCUGCUGUGGAAGGACUCCAGGAACGUGGGCUGGAAGGACAAGGUGUCCUACCGCUGGUUCCUGCAGCACAGGCCCCAGGUGGGCUACAUCAGAGUGCGAUUUUAUGAAGGCUCCGAGCUGGUGGCUGAUUCUGGGGUCACCAUAGACACCACCAUGCGUGGAGGCCGACUUGGCGUCUUCUGCUUCUCUCAAGAGAACAUCAUCUGGUCCAACCUCAAGUAUCGCUGCAAUGACACCAUCCCAGAGGACUUCCAGGAGUUUCAAACCCAGAAUUUCGAUCGCUUGGAUAAUUAAGCUAAGGAAGCAAUUCACAACUGAUUUCCUAAACACUAAAACCAUAUAUUUUUAGCAUCCUUUAAUUUUCCUUAUAUAUGCUGUGGCUUUCUUUCACCUGCCCAAAUAUAUAACAACCGUUUUUCAUACAAAUGUGGAAAUAAAGGACAAGAGAUCGUUUCUAACAA